GCCGGCGGCCGCUCGGCGUUGCUUUUGGGCUGCAGAAAUGGAAAAGCUCCGUCUCCCUGCAAGCAAAAAUGCCCCCGUGCGACUUCGUACCUGAAAAAUACCAAUCCUACACAUAUGACCAUAUGCUGGAGAUCCGCAAGCGAAAUGUCGCUCCUACCCUGUUAAUGGUUUACAAGAAGCCACUGUUGCUGCAUCAAGGSCACAUGCAGUGGCUGUUUGAUUACGAAGGACGACGAUACCUUGAUYUAUUUGCUGGAAUUGCUACUGUCAGCGUUGGUCAUUGUCACCCGAAGGUAACAGCGGCUGCCCAGGCACAGCUCGCCCGCCUUUGGCACACCUCCAGCAUCUACAUGCACCCGCCGAUCCAGGAGUACGCCGAGAAGUUGGCUUCCCUUCUCCCAGAUCCGCUGAAGGUGGUUUUUCUGACCAACAGUGGGUCAGAAGCCAACGAUCUGGCAGUGUUCCUGGCAAGGUUAUAUACCCGUAACUUCGACAUCAUCUGUUUCAGAGGAGCCUACCACGGAGGCAGCCCUUACAUGCUGGGAGUGACAUCUGUUGGUUACUAUAAGCAUGGUGUUGCCAAUGGCUUUGGCUGUGCAACGACAAUGUUGCCAGAUGUUUUUCGUGGUCCAUGGGGAGGCAGCCACUGCAGAGAUUCUCCAGUGCAAACUGUUCGAAAAUGCAGCUGUUCUGAAGGUGUGUGUCAUGCCAAGGACCAGUAUAUUGAACAGUUCAAAGAAACUCUGAAUACCUCUGUGCCCAAAACAAUAGCUGGAUUUAUUGUUGAACCCAUUCAGGGCGUUAAUGGAACUGUUCAGUACCCAAAAGGUUUCCUGAAGGAAGCUUUCCAGCUAGUACGGGAAAGAGGAGGCCUCUGUAUUUCAGACGAAGUGCAGACGGGAUUUGCACGGACAGGCAGCCAUUUCUGGGGGUUUCAAAGCCAUGACGUACUCCCUGACAUUGUUACGAUGGCAAAAGGAAUUGGGAAUGGUUUCCCAAUGGCAGCAGUUGUUACAACAAAAGAGAUUGCAAGUGCCUUGGCUCAGAACCUUCACAUUAACACGUUUGGAGGCAACGCUGUGGCUUGCGUAGUGGGAGCUGCAGUUCUUGAUGCUAUUGAAGAAGAUGGACUACAGCAGAACAGCGAGGAGGUGGGAACGUACAUGCUCCUGGAGCUCGCUAAACUGCGGGAGAAGUUUGAAAUUGUUGGAGAUGUCCGUGGCAAGGGGCUUAUGAUUGGGAUAGAAAUGGUCACAAAUAAGGGCAGCCGCCACCCUCUUCCAGAUGAAGAAAUCAGUCAGAUCUGGGAGGACUGCAAGGACAUGGGAAUCCUCCUYGGCAGAGGAGGGCUCUUUCGUCAGACAUUUAGAAUUAAACCUCCCAUGUGCAUUACUAGAAAGGACGUAGACUUUGCUGUGGAAGUAUUUCGGACUGCRUUAGAGAGACACGUGGAAAGAGCAGCUGCAAAAUAGACUGGACCUGGCGCCUUCACAGGAGCUAGCCCCUGAUCCCCUCCUCUCCAUCACCCAUCUCUGCACUAAUCCUGUAAUUCAGCUGCAAUGGACAAGGAAAAAGACACUCACAGGCUGGAGCUGGAGAAGUUGCUCAGCACAAGACGACCCUUCACACACAUCAGUAUUUAAAGAACAAUCUGGUUUGUAAACAUACCCUUCAGUUCUGCAGUGGUGUUUUGUAUUACACACCUUUUCUAGGGUUCAGGUAAAAAGACCCCAGAUUACACCACCCUGGGCUCAGAGUAAGUGGAAAACAUUUAUUUUACAUCUAUAAAGCAAUCAAUAUUUUUAGAAAGAGUAACAAAUUWAAACUGUCCUUAGCUAAUAACCUUUCUUUGGACUGCAGAAGCACAGAGUAACUAGCUUCAACAGCAGCAUUUCCAGUUGUCUAGACAAAAGUGCAAACAUUUGUAAAACAAAUUAUAUAUUUUUUACUUUCUUAAAUAGAAAAAAAACACAAUCGAAGGCGAGAGGCACAGCAGGGUAAACUCUCCUUUUAUCCCAUGAUGUAAGACUUCAUUUAUUAUAUUUWAAAAAGGGUAAUUCAGUCUCAGGCUGUGAGCUACCCUGAGCAGAAAAUAAGUGGAGAUUUUGAACAAAGUUAAAAUUGCUUCCCCCUCUUGCAAGGAUUCACUGUAAUUAGAGCAGGAAAAGUAGGUAUGCACAUAAAUAGAAAAGUUUCUGCCCAACUAAGUAGCUGCUUUGGGAAUUUACUUAGUACAGCCAYUUAAGAAGGGGCAUGAAGCAUGAUGAGAUAAGAUGUUU
Messenger RNA from Nothoprocta perdicaria, 2279 nucleotides. RefSeq names its product alanine--glyoxylate aminotransferase 2 (gene AGXT2). The record is from RefSeq and is a predicted model, not a curated record. Gene Ontology annotation, molecular function: pyridoxal phosphate binding; L-alanine:glyoxylate transaminase activity. NCBI's taxonomy places the organism in Eukaryota, Metazoa, Chordata, Aves, Tinamiformes, Tinamidae. Gene Ontology annotation, cellular component: mitochondrion. Gene Ontology annotation, biological process: glyoxylate catabolic process. The transcript has 14 exons. The coding region runs from base 69 to 1472 and encodes 467 amino acids.